This is a messenger RNA of Pleuronectes platessa (European plaice), 1119 nucleotides long. Its product is annotated as pleckstrin homology domain-containing family F member 2. The record is from RefSeq and is a predicted model, not a curated record. Gene Ontology annotation, molecular function: phosphatidylinositol binding; metal ion binding. Lineage: Eukaryota; Metazoa; Chordata; Actinopteri; Pleuronectiformes; Pleuronectidae. The transcript has 2 exons. The coding region runs from base 112 to 945 and encodes 277 amino acids.
UGACAUGUUUGUAUUUUUCCAGGAACCCUCGGAAUUUCCCGUUACGUCAUCAUCAACCUGAUCUAUAAAUCUACCUCCUGCUGCUCUGUGCACUUCAUUCAUUCCGACACAAUGAUGGACAAGGUAACAUUCGAGAGGGAGAACAGCGAGCGGAUCCAAGCCGUGGAGAGUUCGUUCGGUCCGACGAGGAGGCUCCCGUUCAAACAGGAUCGGGUCCUGGUGGGGGAGGGCCACCUGAUGAAGCAGGGCCAGCGGAGGACUAAGAUGAAGGCCUUCUUCCUCUUCAAUGACAUCCUGGUGUACGGCAGCAUGAUCCUGAACGGCCGCUGGCACAAAAACCAGAAAAUCAUCCGCUUAGAGGACCUCCAGCUGGAGGACAUGGAGGACAGUGAGCGUUUGACCAACCAGUGGUUGAUCCGUACACGAACCAAGUCCUUCUUUCUGUCGGCCAGCUCAUUCGAGGAGAAGCGGGCCUGGAUCGACCACAUUGAAGAGUGCCGAGCCAAAAUGCUGCAGGGGGGCAGCUGCCAGCCUGGCUCCACCUUCGCUGUCUCCUGGAUCCCGGACAAGGCCGCCUACAAAUGCAUGCGCUGCUUCACCAAAUUCACACCAAUGAACCGUCGACACCACUGCAGACAGUGCGGCUUCGUGGUCUGCAACUCGUGCUCCAGCAGGCGAGUGGUGAUCAGCCACAUCCACCCCAAGAAGAAGCUGAGGGUCUGCAGGCUUUGCCACAAGAGGAGCACAGAAGAAGAGACAUCCCGCCCACGAAAGAGCAGCUCAGAGGAGGACGAUGUGGAAUCCUCCAGUGGUGAAGAGAACGAGUAUGAAACGAUGUCGAGCUGCGUCCCCAGCUACUGGCUCGACUCCCACAGUGGAAGGUGGGGAGAUAUCGGCAACUACACGGCCCACACGGCACUGCUGCUCCCCCCAGGCUACAUGUAAACACACCCAGACUGCUGCAGCUUCACUGAGCAUCAUAUUCAACUGGGACUGGAUUCAUAACAAAGAGUUUUGAAUGGACUAUGGACUUAUUUAAUAGAAACACAUGAAAUCCUUGUACAGUACAUCCCUCCAGAACAAAAUAUAAAGUGUCUCCUCUGGUUUGCAUUACUCUGA